Molecule: messenger RNA, 1295 nt
Organism: Prunus dulcis (almond)
Lineage: Eukaryota; Viridiplantae; Streptophyta; Magnoliopsida; Rosales; Rosaceae
Product: rust resistance kinase Lr10-like
Exons: 3
Coding region: 30-1214 (394 amino acids)
Biological process (GO): protein phosphorylation
Molecular function (GO): ATP binding; protein kinase activity
Source: RefSeq, a predicted model, not a curated record
AAAGGGCAAGAUGUGUAGAUUGAAGAACAAUGGACACCAAAAGUGAAAUUGAAUGUGUGGACUUCAGUAAAGCAGGUACAAAAAGGAAAUGGGUGGCUACAAGUGCAUCUCUGGGUUCAUUCGUUGUGUUACUCCUAGUUGUUGCAGCCUAUCGUGUCUAUAGUUCUGAUAGAAAAGAAAAGGCGAAUCAAUUAAAGAUUGAAAGAUUUUUAGACGAUUACAGAGCUCUCAAACCUAACAGAUAUUCAUAUGCAGAUAUUAAGAGGAUUACAAAUGACUUCAAGGACAAGUUAGGGGAAGGAGCCUACGGAACUGUUUACAAAGGAACGCUUUCUUCUGAACUCUUUGUUGCUGUGAAAGUCCUCAAUAGUUCUAAGGGAGAUGGGGAAGAGUUCAUCAAUGAAGUGGGAACAAUGGGUCAUAUCCACCAUGUCAAUGUCAUUCGCUUGGUUGGCUUUUGCGCUGAUGGAUUUAGACGAGCUCUUGUUUAUGAGUUCUUACCAAAUGGUUCACUGCAGGAUUUCAUUUCAUCACCAGACAAUAAGAACAGUUUCCUUGGUUGGGAUAAGAUGCAAGAUAUUGCUCUAGCCAUAGCCAAAGGAAUUGAAUAUCUUCACCAAGGAUGCGAUCAGCGAAUCCUCCAUUUCGACAUCAAACCUCAUAACGUUUUGCUAGACCACAACUUCACUCCAAAGAUUUCUGAUUUUGGUUUAGCCAAAUUAUGUUCCAAGGAUCAAAGCAUAGUGUCAAUGACUACAGCUAGGGGCACCAUGGGCUACAUUGCACCUGAAGUGUUUUCCAGGAACUUUGGAAAUGUGUCCUAUAAGUCAGAUGUGUAUAGUUUUGGAAUGCUACUGCUUGAGAUGGUAGGAGGAAGGAAGAAUGUCGGUUCAGCCACGGAGAAAACAAAUGAAAUCUACUAUCCCGAAUGGAUUUAUAAUCUUCUAGAAGAAGGAGAUGACCUACGCAUCCAUAUUGGUGGAGAAGGAGAAGGUAAAAUUCCAAAGAAACUUGCAAUUGUAGGGCUCUGGUGCAUCCAGUGGCAUCCAGUGGAUCGUCCUUCAAUGAAAGCUGUGGUUCAGAUGUUGGAAGGAGGAGAAAGCUUAACCAUGCCUCCCAAUCCCUUUGCCUCUACAGGUGCUGCCGAAACCAAUGCAAGUACGGCUGCAAGAAAUCUAAACAUUCAGUUAGAAACAAUUCCUGAGUUGGAGUAACAUGUGUACUUAUACAUUACAUCAUUACAUGUAAACACACUAAUGUAUGCAAUCAAGAAUGAUCAUAUAGUUCUUGAUGUU